AGACAGAGACCGAGUGCGUGGGAGAGGAUAUUCUGUAGACGCACACCGACCAUCCUUUCCUUCCUCUGAUAUUAGUUUGUUUACGCCCUCCGAUAUGAUCUGAUAUGGGAUCAACUAACACUGUUACUGUCUCAGUUUCGCUGUCAUGUUGGUUCCCCGGAGAAUGUCAGUGACAAACACCGGCGUAGUGGCGAGGGAUUUCCAACCGUGGACGGUUAACUGGAUCACAGACAACUGACUCCAAAAGACGAACCAUGAGAAGCGGGAAAGCAACCACAAAGAGACUGGACGUACUAAUAGCUUUUCUGCUGUGCGCACACCUGGUUGAAACUGCGAACAAGGCUGCUGCAAUGGUGGCCAGCAGGGCAGCAGUAGAGAGCGGCUGUCCCCUAGGCCAGUUCCCCUGUGGUAAUGUAACUGUGUGUCUGCACCAGGCCCUGCAGUGUAACGGACACCAGGACUGCCCCAACGGAGCCGACGAAGACAACUGUGGGGACAACAGUGGUUGGGCGGACAUCUUUUAUCGCACCAUCAGGAAGGUCAACCCUCAGCUCACACAUCCAGAUGGCUGCUUUUUGCAGCAGUAUCCAGAGCGUUGUGACUGCAUAAAGACAGAUCUGGAGUGUGUGGACGUCAAUCUGCAGGAUGUACCUCAGGUCUCCACCAACGUCACCUGGCUGUCUCUGAAGAGUAACCAGAUACAGAGGCUGUCUGAUAACAUCUUCUCCCAAUACACACACCUGCAAAGACUGUUCCUACAAAAUAACAGCAUCCAGAUAAUCUCCAAUCAGGCCUUCAGUGGACUGUAUAAACUAGAGAGACUAUCAGAGAAGAGAUUCAGUCAGAGGGGGAGAAUGUUGUUUCUCAGUGAGAACUCCAUCUCGUCUCUCAGUCCGGGUGUCUUCAGUGAUCUGCAUAACUUAUGGUGGCUGUUGUUGGACCAUAACCCCCUAAAGAUUGUUUCCCAAGACACCUUCACUGGCCUCACCUCUUUAAUGUUUCUUUCUAUGGUGAAUACCUCUCUGGAGCAACUCCCUCAGCCAAGCCUCUGUCAACACAUGCCCAACCUCAGCUGGGUGGACUUAGAGAGGAACCAGGUCUUAACCAUCAACUACUCCACUCUAAUGACCUGUAACAAGCUCACAGUACUGCUUCUGAUGGACAACAAGAUCAAGACCCUUCCUGAGAACACAUUCCAGUCUCUGGUUGUUCUAGAAGAAUUAGACCUUUCCAACAACCGGAUUACUGAGCUCCCCAACAACACUUUCCAGAGCUUAAGGUCUCUUGUCAAACUGAAUAUAUCCCACAAUCCCAUGUUCCACAUCCACCCGGGUCACUUUGAUCACCUGACUCAGCUUCAGUCCCUGGGUCUGGAGGGGAUUGAGAUUCCUGAUAUCCAGACCAAGAUGUUUCUUCCCAUGGAGAACCUCUCCCACAUCUACUUCAAAACAUUCCAGUACUGUUCGUAUGCGCCCCACGUGAGAACGUGUAAACCCAACACAGAUGGUAUCUCUUCCGUCGAGGACCUGCUGGCCAAUGUGGUGCUCAGGGUCUCUGUGUGGGUCAUGGCCUUCAUCACAUGCUUCGGGAACCUCUUCGUCAUCGGCAUGAGGUCCCUGAUCAGGGCAGAGAACAACCUGCACGCUGCCUGUAUUAAAGUCCUCUGCUGUGCGGACUGUCUGAUGGGCGUGUACCUGUUCUUUGUCGGGGUGUUCGAUGUGAAGUUCCGAGGGGAGUACAAUCGCAACGCCCUCCUGUGGAUGGAGAGCAUGGAGUGUCGAACCAUUGGCUUCCUGGCGAUGCUCUCCUCAGAGGUGUCCGUUCUGCUGCUUACCUAUCUGACGCUGGAGAAGUUUCUGGUCAUCGUAUUCCCCUUCAGCCAUCUGAGGCCUGGCAAAUUGCACACCAUUGUGGUGCUGGUGUCUAUCUGGCUGCUGGGUUUCACUAUCGCAGUGAUUCCUCUGCUGAACGAGGACCUGUUUGGGAACUACUAUGGUCGCAAUGGGGUCUGCUUCCCCCUGCACUCAGAUCGAAAGGAGAGCUCAACCGCUGAGGGAUACUCUAUUGGGAUAUUCCUGGGUCUGAACCUGGUAGCGUUUCUAGUGAUCGUGUUCUCCUACUCCUCCAUGUUCUUCUCCAUCUACAAGACUGGUCUAAACACUACAGACCUCCGCAGCAGACUGCAUAAGGAUGUGGCCGUAGCCAACAGAUUCUUCUUCAUCGUGUUCUCUGACGCCCUCUGCUGGUUACCCAUCUUCCUGGUCAAAAUACUGUCCCUGCUGCAGGUCGAGAUACCGGGCACCAUCUCCUCCUGGGUGGUGAUCUUCAUCUUGCCCAUUAACAGUGCCCUGAAUCCCAUCCUGUACACUGUGACGACCAGCUUCUUCAGAGAACAGGUGGAGAUGCUACUUUGCCGCUGGCAGAGGAGGUCCACCCUGCAGAAGGACCGGAAGAGCGUCACCAGCUCCACCAUGUACAUAGAGGCCUCCCGAAACCCGCGUUUUCACCCCACAGCCUUCCUGCCGACUCCAGCCCGGAUAUCCCUCACCAACAUGGACCCACGCUACGGCCCGGGGAAUAACACCGUCUGUAGCUCCACUCAUCUCGAACACCUCUCGGCAGCCCCAUGGAAGAGGAUCAGAGGACUGCUGCAUAUGAAGAUGUUGUGCUUUAAACUCUGAUGAGACGUCCUGACGAAACACUCUAUAAGCUGGCUGUACCCUUCCUCAAACACGUUCAAUAUACAUUUUCCUGAUGGUUAUAAUGAAUUAACCGCUAAGAUCUGUGCUGCUCUGAAGAGGACAAAGACAGUUAUUACUGCUGCAAAUAGACAAACCCUGAAAUUGCCUUUUGGGGACAAUUGACAUGUGUUGUUGAACCUAACGCACCUCACUGUACGGGACAAGCUCAGGCCGUUUUUCCGUGCAGCGUCUCCGACAGGAACACAGACGAUGCGUGAGACACGCCUGUUUGGAAGGGGGGCGGGUACAGGGAGACCGGAUGACGUGUUUUACAUUAUGGCAUCAUCCUCAACGUCUCUUUGUUAGUUUGUACUUGGUCUGUGUGAAGCCACUUCCUCGCCUGUGUGCUGAGUCGCUGACUGCUGCCUCCGCGUGGUGGCGCGGCGUGUUUGGCUCCAGUCAACAGAAUACAACUGCGGGGUGGAGACGGUUGCAUGUGGCCCAGACGUGGUUCCCUGGGGGGCGAGGACACGUCUGUCUACAUAUCGCCCAUGGGUCCUCCCUGUUUGUAUUGACCCCUGGGACCCCAGGGCAGAAGCCCGAUGCAGCGUAGCACCGCUGCAAGGAGGCACUCCGCGUGGACCACAUAGGACGCCCCGUUUCGCACUGCCGUUUCCUCUCCAUUCCGUCACAUGGUUCUGUGUACGGGCCCCAGUGUUCGGAGAGCAGGGCCGAUUCUGGUCCUUUGUCAUUCUACGGCGGCCAUAUUAGCUCGUCAUGGAACACUGCCCUGGGGAAUAUUUAAACAGUAACUGUAAACUUGUAGAAUUGGAACAGCGGUCCGCAUUUGAGAUGUGCCCCGACUCUCCUAAUGUACGACGCGUCUCCAUCGUAGCUGGGCACUUGGUCAGCGUGUGUGGCUCUGUAAAUACUCUGUUCCAGUUGUAGCCCCUCCUCCCUGCUGUGGGUGUGGCCAUCUGUACAGCACAUGAAAUGGCGUCCGCUUACCUGGCCUGGACAUACACGCCUGGUUGCUCUCUGUGAAUUCUGCUCUCCUGUCUUAACCAGGGAAUGUGGUGUUUUUUAGAACGUUGUUUUUGUACUUUUCUUUGUGAGUUUCUUAUGACCCCAGUGUCUCUGUGUCUUAAACUUUCAUGGAGUUGCUGCCACUGUUUUUGUCCAUGUAGGACUCCCCUCAACAAGAGCCAUUGGGUCAGGAUUGAAUCUUAUAGCAGGUUUAUAGCACUUCCGAUUGUAAAAGUACAUUUCAGCCAAAAGGCAAUGAGCUCCGUCAAUGGGAUCUUCACUGACCUAGAAAGGAACGCUCGUUUAAAAUCCCCAGUGGUUGAAUCCUGGCAAAAAUAAGGUUUUCAUCUCACAAGAUAUCAACAACACAAUCCACGACUAUAACACACCGUAAUAUAUGACAUAAACAACAACUGUACUUGGGAGACCUCUGGCAAACCGACAGUAAUGAUUUUAUUCAGCACUUAGUUUCACUGAGCCCAUUAUUAAGGUUCUGUCCAUGCUUUUCUGCCUGCUAUUAGUAAUUUAAAAUGGCACCCUAUGACACUGAAUAACACGCUAUGACACACUAUAACACCCUAUUAACUAUAACAAUUUAUAACACCCUAUAAAUUAUAACACUCCAUAACGCUAUAUUAACUUUGACACUCUGUAACACACCAAUAGCUCUACAAAUAUAUAACACACUGUUAACUACAACACUCUACAACAUCCUUUUAACUAUAACACACUAUUAACUAUGACACCCUAUUCACCACUCCUUCCUGUAAGCUGAUACUCUAUAACACCCUAUAGCUAUAACACUCUAACACCCUAUUAGAUAUAACACUAUAACACACUAUUAACAAUGACACUGUAUGUUACUAUAUUAAUGAUGACACCCUGUUAACUAUGACACCCUGUAACACUCUUUUAACUAUGGCACCCUGUAACACUCUUUUAACUAUGGCACCCUGUAACACUUUUAAUUAUGACACCCUGUAACACCCCAUUAACCCUGACACCCUGUAACACUAUUGACUACAACACCCUAUUAGCUAUGAAACCAUUUUACACCCUAUUCAUUAUGGCAAUCUAUUCACUAUGACACCCUUUUAACUGAUAGCCUUUAACACUAUUCACCAUGGCACCCUGUCUAUUUUAUGACUGUCUUUUCACUAUGACACCCUUUUAACUGAUAGCCUUUAACACUAUUCACCAUGGCACCCUGUCUAUUCUAUGACUGUCUUUUCACUAUGACACCCUUUUAACUGAUAGCCUUUAACACUAUUCACCAUGGCACCCUGUCUAUUCUAUGACUGUCUUUUCACUAUGACACCCUUUUAACUGAUAGCCUUUAACACUAUUCACCAUGGCACCCUGUCUAUUCUAUGACUGUCUUUUCACUAUGACACCCUUUUAACUGAUAGCCUUUAACACUAUUCACCAUGGCACCCUGUCUAUUCUAUGACUGUCUUUUCACUAUGACACCCUUUUAACUGAUAGCCUUUAACACUAUUCACCAUGGCACCCUGUCUAUUCUAUGACUAUCUUUUCACUAUGCCACCCUCUUUUCUAUGGCACCCUGUCUGUUCACUUUGUCUCCUUAUUCACUGUGACCCCAUAUUCACUACUGGACCGUGGUUAAAAUAGUGCACUAGAGAACCGGGUGUGCUUUGGGAUGCGCCCCAACUGUUAGUCAGAUGUUUCCUGCUUCUAUUUCCAGCUGCUUAAACUGACACUUGUCGUAGACUGUACUAUUUGUGUAAAUGGAUGGACACUGGAAGGAGAGAUUUGAAUGAUUGCAUUCGUGGGAUUAAAAUGUAUGUACAUUAUAUCGAUAAGGUGUAAAGUUUAUUAAUGGGACUGAUUACAUGAGUGUGUGGGUAUUGAAGAAACAGUGGGGAUGUGUUGCUCCGUAUGUAUUCAUACAGUAUACAUGGUUACUGUCUAUCUGAAAUGCAUCUAUGGUACGAGAGGAUCUGUCCACAACAAAUAAAACAAA
Molecule: messenger RNA, 5691 nt
Organism: Esox lucius (northern pike)
Lineage: Eukaryota; Metazoa; Chordata; Actinopteri; Esociformes; Esocidae
Gene: rxfp2a
Product: relaxin family peptide receptor 2a
Exons: 24
Coding region: 255-2681 (808 amino acids)
Biological process (GO): G protein-coupled receptor signaling pathway
Cellular component (GO): membrane
Molecular function (GO): protein binding; G protein-coupled receptor activity
Source: RefSeq, a predicted model, not a curated record